Guyanagaster necrorhizus is the source of this 1515-nucleotide messenger RNA. Its product is annotated as aldehyde dehydrogenase. Bases 1 to 1515 code for a protein of 504 amino acids. The transcript is spliced from 18 exons. The record is from RefSeq and is a predicted model, not a curated record. Lineage: Eukaryota; Fungi; Basidiomycota; Agaricomycetes; Agaricales; Physalacriaceae. Gene Ontology annotation, molecular function: oxidoreductase activity, acting on the aldehyde or oxo group of donors, NAD or NADP as acceptor.
AUGGCUCAGACCGUCUCUGUCAAAGUUCCAGGUAGCGGCAAGCUUAUUUCUGUUCCUACUGGUCUUUUCAUCGACAAUGAAUUCGUUCCAUCAUCGAAUUCUAAGGAACUGAUACAUGCGGUUAACCCAGCUACGGAGGAUGUCAUAUGUUCAGUCGUAGCUGCAUCUGCGAAGGAUAUUGACUUGGCUGUGGCCGCCGCGCGACGGGCUUUCAAUACUACUUGGGGAAAGAACGUCACGGGAUUUGAAAGAUCGCGAUUGAUCAAUAGACUCGCCGACUUGAUUGAGAGAGACGCUCAAGAACUUGGGGAACUCGAGUCCCUCAACAAUGGAAAACCAGUUCGUGUUGCCAGAGAUUUCGAUAUCGGAGACAGUGUUCAGUGCUUGCGAUAUUAUGCUGGAUGGGCCGACAAAAUUGCAGGUCAGACCCUAGAAGUUGACAAUAAGAUAAAGUGGGCCUUUACCAGACAUGAGCCUAUCGGUGUCUGUGGGCAAAUCAUUCCUUGGAAUUACCCAAUCAACAUGUGGUCGUGGAAGGUAGCACCCGCGUUGGCAGCCGGCUGCACUAUCGUCAUGAAGCCUUCUGAGCUAACCCCAUUGACUGCCCUGAAACUGUCCGAACUGGUCGUCGAAGCCGGUUUUCCCAAAGGCGUCAUCAACACAGUGCCAUCUCUUGGCUCCGUGGGUGGCGCCGCGCUUUCGGCACAUCCUGAUGUUGACAAGGUCGCUUUCACCGGUUCUACGGUGACCGGCCGAAAGGUCAUGGAAGCUGCUGCAAAGUCAAAUCUCAAGAAGAUUACCCUGGAACUAGGUGGCAAAUCUCCACAGCUUGUUUUUGAAUCUGCCGACUUGGACCAAGCUGCCAACUGGGCGGCACUCGGAAUUUGCUACAAUACCGGUCAGGAUUGUACCGCGGGCUCACGCAUAUACGUUCAAAACAGUAUAUAUGAUAAAUUCCUUGACAUUCUGGUGUCGAAGGUCAAGGAACUAUCAAUUGGUGAUGGUUUUGAUGACAAGAAUUUUGGUGGACCAGUUGUCUCGAAGGUUCAAUACGACCGCGUCUGGGGUUACAUUGAAUCGGGCAAAGCGGAAGGCGCCAAAACAGUUAUAGGCGGUGUAAAAAGAUCAGGAAAAGGAUAUUAUGUGGAACCGACGAUCUUCACUGAGAUCCGAUCGGACAUGAAGAUAGUCAAGGAAGAGAUCUUUGGGCCUGUUCUCUCGGUCGGCCGAUUUGAGACGGAGGAAGAAGCUGUAGUACUGGCAAAUGCGACCACGUACGGCUUAGGCGCUGGUCUUCAUUCCAAUGAUGCUAACCAGUGUAUGAGAGUCUCGGCGGCCCUUGAGGCCGGCACGGUCUGGAUCAACCAGUAUAAUUUGUUGUCCAAUAACGUACCCUUUGGCGGGAAGAAACAGUCCGGAAUUGGUCGCGAGCUUGGCAGCUAUGCCCUGGAAGAAUACACCUCCGUUAAAGCUGUGCAUUGGAACUUCGGAGAGAAGCUCAGUUGGCCACUUUGA